CAUUUUGCCUAGAAGAAAAUAAGAUCUAGGCAUAGGAGGUCACCAGCACACUGAGGGCUCUUGGCUGCAGAGAAAUUGCAGAAUUCUCACCCCAGGGGACACCCCUAGAGGCCCUGAGCUCCAGCAUCUCCCUGUUACCUGGUGGAGAUGGGUGGGCCAAAAAGGCAGGCCCUCAGCUGCCUGUUGUCUGCUCUGGCCCUGUUUUGCUCCAAAGCCUUGAGAGGUUCCCUUGGCCCACAGGUCAGAGUCCACAUUCCUCAGCCUCGUAACCAAACCCUGGAGGAUUUGGUCCCUCCCUGACCCUCCUGUAAUGACAGCUGCCCCUAUCCGAGGCUUCCUUUCCUGCAGUGGCCACAUGGGUCAGCUAUCCUGAGGCUCAGAGAGCCUAGAGGGUUUGGGGUUCUUGGGAGGAUUGAGCAAGGUUCCUGUCUGCUUCCUGUCCAAGGCUGGGAGGAGAAGGGGAGCAGAGAAUAACCUCAUCCCAGAUUCUGGGGCUGUCUCAGCUCUACUUUCAUCCGGGGUUCUGGUUCUCUCGGGGCCAGGACCUCUGGUUCAGAUGAACAUCUUCCUAGUUCCCCCUCCCACCUGAAGCAGCUUCAAGUGAAGCACACAUUUGACAGUCUUUAGGGCACUAAAGUAGGGGGAAGAAUUGUGAGCCGAGAAAGAAUGUCUUAGCCCUCAUCUAUGGCUCCUAUUGAUGAGCCAUUAAUGCCUUAUCCCUUUAGGCUAAGGCAUUAUCUCCAAAGGGACUCCUUGAAAGCACCCCUCUGAGGCUGAUGGUAGAGGAGGAAUGUGUGAUGCCAGCAGUUUCAAGUUCAACCCAGCACAUGUUUACAGAGGCCCAGGUGCUCCUGGCUCUGUGCCAGGUAUGGGAAGGCAAUAUAAAUCAGACAAGAGGAUUGACUCCUGCUCUCAGCCUGGUGAGGACAGCAUCACAUGGAUUGGCUUCUCAGAUCCGAUGGCCGUUGCCUAGCAGAAAAUAGGCCUUGUGAGGAUGCACCUCAGAGCUGGCCCUCCUGCCUCUGCCACGGCCUCAUCAGUUUCCUGGGGUUCUUGCUGCUGCUGAUCACCUUCCCCGUUUCUGGCUGGUUUGCCCUGAAGAUUGUGCCCGCCUACGAGCGCAUGAUCGUGUUUCGGCUGGGCCGGAUCCGCACUCCUCAAGGACCUGGCAUGGUUCUGCUCCUGCCCUUCAUUGACUCCUUUCAGAGGGUGGAUCUGAGGACACGGGCCUUCAAUGUCCCUCCCUGCAAGCUGGCCUCUAAGGAUGGGGCUGUGCUGUCCGUGGGGGCCGACGUCCAGUUCCGCAUCUGGGACCCGGUACUGUCAGUGAUGACGGUGAAGGACCUGAACAUGGCCACACGCAUGACGGCCCAGAAUGCCAUGACCAAGGCCCUGCUCAAGAGGCCUCUGCGGGAGAUCCAGAUGGAGAAGCUCAAGAUCAGCGACCAGCUCCUGCUGGAGAUCAACGAUGUGACCAGGGCCUGGGGGCUGGAGGUGGACCGCGUGGAGCUGGCAGUGGAGGCUGUGCUCCAGCCACCCCAGGACAGCCCGGCUGGGCCCAGCCUGGACAGCACCCUCCAGCAGCUGGCUCUCCACUUCCUUGGAGGAAGCAUGUCCUCAGUGGCAGGAGGUGCCUCACCUCUGGGGCCAGCAGACACCUUGGAGAUGGUGAGCGAAGCUGAGCCGCCUGCCCCUCACGUUGGUGCUGGGCCAACCCUGAAGCAGCCUGUGGCCGAGGGGCUGCUGACUGCUCUGCAGCCCUUCCUGUCUGAGGCCCUGGUCAGCCAAGUCGGGGCCUGCUACCAGUUCAAUGUCACCCUGCCCAGUGGCACCCAGAGCACCUACUUCCUGGACCUCACUACAGGGCAAGGGAGUGUGGGACACGGGGUGCCCAACGGCAUUCCUGACGUGGUGGUGGAGAUGGCCGAGGCGGACCUGCGGGCCUUGUUGUGCAGAGAGCUGCGACCACUGGGGGCAUACAUGAGCGGGCGGCUGAAGGUGAAGGGUGACCUGGCCGUGGCCAUGAAGCUGGAGGCUGUCCUCAGGGCCUUGAAUUAGCAGCCUUGGCUGACCAUCGAUAGCCUAGCCCCGAACCUGGCACCAAGCCAGGGGGACGUCUUGGAGGAGGAGGCAUUGGCACUGUACCUUGGAUUAUUGAGGCCGUGAGGAGUUUCAGGCCCAGCCAGGAGCCAAUAAAUGGAGACUGGGAGACACUGGAGCUGGAAGAAGCUAAGUUAGGCUGCCCUGCCGUUCUUGCCUACAGUGGGUCUUUGGACAAGCUGUUGCCCAUCCUGGGCCCCUGCCGAGCACCCCGCCCUGAGCUGAGUACACAGUAUAAGGACAGGAGCCAGGCCUGCUCUGCCCUGCUGGCUCCCUGACUGGAGAGGCAGGGCCCACAGAAACAGCCUGACAGCCUCUGGCUUGGUCCACAUGUGAAGGAGCAAAGCAUGUGACACAGGCUGCAGGCUCCAGAGUGGAGGAUCAGAGAGGCUGGGGGGCGGGGAGGCGGCCACCAAGAGGAGCAGGGGGCUGGGGUUCGAGCUGGGUCUGCCCUCCUGAUCUCAGCCCAGGCCAAGGCUAGUGGGGGGUAAGAAUGGGAAAGCGUGGGGCCUGCUCCUCCCCUGGGCCUGCUCCUGAAGGCAUCUUGACUCGGCUACCAGCUCCGUCCUGCAUGCCUGGGGGGCUGGGGCCCAGGGCAGCAUGAAGGAGAGCCCUGCCGUUCCUAUGUUUCUUACCAGAGGUUUGAAAACCGCUAAUAAAUGUGGUGUUUACAAUGUA
Messenger RNA from Equus quagga, 2778 nucleotides. Its product is annotated as stomatin-like protein 1. The transcript has 7 exons. Lineage: Eukaryota; Metazoa; Chordata; Mammalia; Perissodactyla; Equidae. Gene Ontology annotation, cellular component: plasma membrane. Bases 937 to 2058 code for a protein of 373 amino acids. The record is from RefSeq and is a predicted model, not a curated record.